Rasamsonia emersonii CBS 393.64 is the source of this 738-nucleotide messenger RNA. RefSeq names its product Cupin domain-containing protein. Bases 1 to 738 code for a protein of 245 amino acids. NCBI's taxonomy places the organism in Eukaryota, Fungi, Ascomycota, Eurotiomycetes, Eurotiales, Trichocomaceae. The transcript has 3 exons. The record is from RefSeq and is a predicted model, not a curated record.
AUGGAGAUUGCGUUUGCUAGAAGGAAGUUGUACAAUCAGUUGCCUUCUUCUUACUCCUACUUUUCUCGUUGUUCUAUGUUAAUUGCACGAUCCUUUCAAAGGUCAUCCGCCAUCCUCCAAUCGCCCACUGCUAUCAGCGGAAACUAUCAGCUCAGCAGCAAGAAGCCAAUACUAUUGUCUCGUCCAGCAUUAUCGUUUACAAGAUCGUUCACCACCUCCGCAGCCAUGUCGACGUUUCCCACCCCGUCGUUGGACCCUCCGAAGCAUGAGAUGGUAUACUUUCCCCAGAUGACCACCUCGCUGCCGUCCAAAUCCGCCGAGUUUCGUCGUGUGCUCUGGACGGGCCUGUACUCGCAGGUCGUGCUCAUGAAUGUCCCUGUCAAUGGGGAAAUUGGCGAUGAGAUCCACACCGUCGACCAGAUCCUAACCUUCACCUCUGGCGUGGGCCGCGCCACUAUCAACGGCAAGGACCAGGACGUGCAGGCGGGCGAUAUGGUCAUCGUCCCAGCGGGCACGCAACACCAGUUCAUCAACACGGGUCCCACCCCGCUGGUGCUCUAUACGAUUUAUUCUCCAGCAGAACACAAGCCCACUUCUGUCCACAAGGACAAGGCGCAAGGUGACCGCGAAGAAGAGGAAGGCAUCGAUGAGCCACCGGAGUGGAGUCAGAGGAGUAAGAAGGAGAAUGAGGCGUUGGGUUAUGUACACACAUGUGCCUCUGAUAUGGACGUGAAAUGA